Molecule: messenger RNA, 1055 nt
Organism: Cynara cardunculus var. scolymus (artichoke)
Lineage: Eukaryota; Viridiplantae; Streptophyta; Magnoliopsida; Asterales; Asteraceae
Product: probable F-box protein At2g36090
Exons: 1
Coding region: 15-1055 (346 amino acids)
Molecular function (GO): protein binding
Source: RefSeq, a predicted model, not a curated record
GCACCACAAUCGACAUGUCCAUCGCCGCCGCAACUCCAUCACGCGCCGCCGGGAUUUCUUCUCUGCAUACUGAUAUACUAGAAUCCCACAUCCUGACUCGGCUUGAUGGACAAACGUUAGCCUCCGCCGGCUGCGCCUCCGCCACGAUACACUCCCUGUCUGGAAAAAACCAUCAUCUCUGGUCCGACGUCUGCCACUCUACAUGGCCGUCAACCUCCGGCGAGUUCGUGAACGGAAUCAUUUCUACUUUCUCCGACGACACCAAUGGACCUCGAGAGUUUUUCUCUCAGUCGUUCCCUUUACCUUCGCCCGACCCUACAAACGUUGACCGUGACCGUCCGUCGUCGUCGUCAAUGUCAUCGCCGCCAUCUGCUUUGAUCUCAGCUGUCGAUGUUUACCACCGGAAUAAACUAAUCUUCACGAAAACCGAAGAAACCGAAACCGUUACCGGUUGGUUCCGGUGCUCUCCGUUCAGAAUCGACCUGCUAGACCCGAAAGACAUGGUUCCGACCCAAAUUCCACACCCGGAGGGGAAAGAUACAUGCACGGCUCUGAUCGACGACAUGACACUAAGCUGGAUACUCAUCGACCCGAUUAACAAACGGGCCGUGAAUCUCUCCUCCCACAAGCCGGUCUCCGUUCAACGCCACUGGUUAUCCCGCGAAGUUCAAGUCCGUUUCGUAUCCAUCCUCCGGGGCCGGAGGAGGGGCGGGGGCGGCGACGCUGGGGUGGUGGUGCAGUGUGGGAUAGUGGUGAACUGCGGGCGGUCGGAGGACGGGGAGAUGCAGGUGCGGGAAGUGACAAUGGAGGUGGAGGAUAUGGAUGGAAAACAUUUGAAUGGGAGGGAUAGUUUGGUAAUUUUCCAAAGGGCAAUGGAGGCUAAAAGGGGAAAUGGGGUAAAAAGAGAGGAGGAAGCAAGGAGGAGAUAUAGGAGGUAUGAAGAAAUGAAGAGAGAGAGAAGAGAGAGGAAGUUGAGGAUAGAAGGGACAUUAGACACUUUGUCUGUGGCUUUUGGGUUAUCCAUUUUUGCUGCUUUAUUUUUUAUUUUCUGUUAA